Molecule: messenger RNA, 330 nt
Organism: Aspergillus versicolor CBS 583.65
Lineage: Eukaryota; Fungi; Ascomycota; Eurotiomycetes; Eurotiales; Aspergillaceae
Exons: 4
Coding region: 1-330 (109 amino acids)
Source: RefSeq, a predicted model, not a curated record
AUGCGUCUCGCCCUGUCCUUCGCAGCAAGUGCCCUCCUGGUGACUCUGACCGCUGCGGCGCCCCAGGCCCAGCCUGCGCCCAAGGUCACCAUCUACAACAAAGGCGAGUACAAGGGCGAGCAAGUGACAUUCGCAGCAAAGGGCGAAUGCAAAUCCAUUGCGCCGAGAAUUGAGUCUAUCUCGAUCCCCGGCAAAUCAGAUGUCUGGUGCCAGGUCUUUAACAACAGGGAAUGCCAGGGUGAAGGCGGCCGUGUGAUAGUUGAUUCAGUAGCCCAGUUCUCUGUGGAGGAAGUGUAUCCUGCAGUUAUUUGCAACGUCUUUCGCGACUAG